GUUUUUUAACACCGAUUCAGUUUAUAUGCCAAUCAAUAUGUGGCGUUGGAUAUUUAUUUGCAGUUUAACAUAUCUUUCGUCUCUGGAAUCACAAAUCAUCGUAUCAGAGCGAGUGCCAGUUAAUGGCCCUCCAAUAACCAGCGAUCCAGUAGACAACCCGCUCGGUGAACCUGAGGUCAGGAUAGUGGGGGGUGUCAAUACCACAUGCACAGAAUUCCCCCACCAAAUUAGUUUCAUUGUGAACAACUCGUUCUUCUGUGGGGGGUUCAUCGUCAGUGAACGGUUCAUUCUCACAGCCGCACAUUGCGCUCAAAACGUGGACCCAUCAACCGUAGUAUUACGAGCUGGAAGCACUUUUCGUAGAAAUGGUACUAUUAUACCAAUCAUAGAAGUCAUUCCACACCCUGAAUAUGAUAAUCCACCGUUUGACAAAGAUAUAGCUGUAAUGAAGACAGAAGAAACUAUACAGUUCAAUUCCUGCACACAACCAAUUGCUCUACCACCUAAAGGAUUGACAGCGAGAGCUGGGAGUAAAAUACUUGUGAGCGGAUGGGGACGCACACAGGAAGGCGCUUCGACAAUACCUGAGCGGCUGAUGGCAGUCAACUUAACGGUAGUAGACCGCAGAGCCUGCCGGCUUGCAUACAUCGCGGAUGUUAACAUAACAAGGAACAUGUUGUGCGCCGGUAACUUUUUCCUGGGAGGAGAGAGCACCUGUCAGGGAGACUCAGGAGGUGUGGGUUCGAUCGAUGGUGUAGCCCGUGGUAUCGUUUCAUUUGGCCGGGGCUGUGGAGAGCCGCUAUCGCCCAGCGUCUUCACGGACAUCUCCGCUCCCAUGAUGAGAGACUUCAUUACACAAUAUACAGGACUUUAGAUUAAGACGUGUUAAAGAAAUUUAAACUUUUUCUUUAAUAGCAAAUGUUAAAUAUCUUUAUGACACCGAAAUGCGUUAAAAAGUCUGUAAUGUUUUUUUAUUUAUAUUUAUUUUGCUUUUACAAUGAUACGUGUAGUUAGUAUUGAAAGAAAUCCGUUCAAAUUUUAGUCAAGUUGUAGAAACUUAAUAGGAAAUAUUUAAACACUGUUAAUCUUUUCAUAAUUGUUUAGUUGAUUUGAAGGAAAAUAGUUUGCAUGACAAUAGCAAAUACCGACAUAGGUAUAUAUUAAAGUGCUAUUUUAAACA
Papilio polytes (common Mormon) is the source of this 1180-nucleotide messenger RNA. Its product is annotated as trypsin 3A1-like. The coding region runs from base 26 to 874 and encodes 282 amino acids. The transcript is spliced from 5 exons. Gene Ontology annotation, biological process: proteolysis. Gene Ontology annotation, molecular function: serine-type endopeptidase activity. The record is from RefSeq and is a predicted model, not a curated record. NCBI's taxonomy places the organism in Eukaryota, Metazoa, Arthropoda, Insecta, Lepidoptera, Papilionidae.